GACCGGCCUGCCAGCCUUCCGGCGCCGCCUGAUGACGUGAGCGCUGGGGGCCGGAAGGACGGACCCACUUCGCAGGGGUGUUCCGCUUUCUCGGGCCCCGCGGAGCCUGUCGGGCCGCAAGGUUCCCGAGCAGGGCGAUGACAGAGUACAAGCUGGUGGUGGUGGGAGCUGGCGGCGUUGGCAAAAGCGCCCUGACCAUUCAGCUCAUCCAGAACCACUUCGUGGACGAGUACGACCCGACCAUAGAGGAUUCAUAUCGGAAACAGGUAGUUAUUGAUGGUGAGACCUGUUUGCUAGACAUUCUGGAUACUGCAGGGCAGGAGGAGUACAGUGCUAUGCGAGACCAGUACAUGAGAACUGGGGAAGGCUUCCUCUGUGUCUUUGCCAUUAACAACAGCAAAUCAUUUGCUGAUAUCAAUCUCUACAGAGAGCAGAUUAAGAGAGUGAAAGAUUCAGAUGAUGUGCCUAUGGUGCUAGUGGGAAACAAGUGCGACUUGCCCACAAGGACAGUGGAUACAAAACAGGCUCAAGAACUAGCCAAGAGCUAUGGGAUCCCCUUCAUUGAGACGUCAGCCAAAACAAGACAGGGUGUCGAAGAUGCCUUUUACACGUUGGUGAGAGAGAUCCGCCAAUACCGGAUGAAAAAGCUCAACAGCAGUGAAGAUGGGAAUCAAGGCUGCAUGGGAUUGUCAUGCAUUGUGAUGUGAUAAGAUGACCCUAUCGGAGCUCAGCUGCACUGACUUUUCAGUUUAAAACAGUGAGAGGACUGAGAGAUCAUAGGAAAAAGAAGAAAUUUCAGCCUUCAAAGUCAUUCUUGGUUUCUGAUGUGAAUCCUCUGACCUUGACAUCCAAUCCAAAAAGAUUUUAAGCAAAUGAAGCCUUUAUAGGGUAAUAAUGUGCAGGAGACAUUGGUUUUAUAGGAUUUAAAUAAAAGAAUCAUCCAGACGGUGAUGUGGGGUCUGGGUUCCUAAAACCAAGUCUCAGAUUUUAUUAUUUAUAAAGCUUAAUCAAAGGAGCAGGGAUAGAAGGAAGCAGUGCAAGCCCUGGCUUUAGUCAGCAGUCUUCUAUAUCUCACAGUGUCUUAGACCAAGAUCAUAAAGCCCAGGCCCGAGGAGAGAGCAUAGAAAUCUCUCUUGAUUGACAAUAGGGUCUGGGUCAUGAUGAGGCUCCCAGGUGCUAAGGUAAUACAAAUAAAUAAUCAUAACAUGAGACGGACCAUCCCACCAUUCUCCUGAUUGCCAGCUGCAUGUUCAUUUGCAGGCAAGUAAAGCAACUCAUUUGCCAAGAGUCUUUGGCAAAGGGCAGGUCCCAAUGUACCAUCAUGGAAGAUAACUGGAGAGUGUAAAAAUCAGUGAUAUAGUCCAAGAGCCCCUGAGAGUAUCUUGAUUAUAACCCAGCUGAGGAUUAACAUGAGAAGCAGUGACACCCACAGAACUUGAAUGAAAUGUUUCUGAAAGGUUCUUUGAGUGACUUGGAAAUGAUUUGUGAAGGUGCUGGACUGGUGGCACUUCUGCUGUAGGCUUCCUGUGUGACCUUGGAUAAAUAAUUUAUUCUCCCUGUCUCAGUUCCCCAUCUGCAAAAUGUGGAUAAUACUUCCUUUAGACCAUCCAGCUGUUUAGACUGUAAGCUCCUUGGGGUAGUGUCACUAUGUGUAUGCACAGUGUGUAGCACGAUGGGCUCCUGAACUCAGCUGAUGUCUCUAGGGCCCACAGUAAUGCAAAUAAUAAAACAAUAAGGUCUUCUCGCAG
Messenger RNA from Gopherus evgoodei (Goodes thornscrub tortoise), 1748 nucleotides. RefSeq names its product NRAS proto-oncogene, GTPase (gene NRAS). Gene Ontology annotation, molecular function: GDP binding; GTPase activity; GTP binding. NCBI's taxonomy places the organism in Eukaryota, Metazoa, Chordata, Testudines, Testudinidae. The record is from RefSeq and is a predicted model, not a curated record. Gene Ontology annotation, cellular component: plasma membrane. The transcript is spliced from 6 exons. The coding region runs from base 138 to 707 and encodes 189 amino acids. Gene Ontology annotation, biological process: Ras protein signal transduction.